AUGAAUAUGAAUAAGAAGUGUUCAAACUCAUAUCUUCCUGAAGAAUUAUGGGAAAUUAUAUUAAAAAAUCUCAAAACUAUAUCAGAUGUUAUGCGAUUCCGCAGUAUCUGUAGUUUAUGGCGAUCUUUUCUUCCUCUUCCACCUCUCUCUAAUGAUCUUUGCAUUCCACAUGAAGGACAUUUUCUAAUCCAAACUAAAAUAUAUCGCAUUCAACCAUUACAACAUGAUAACGAACCCUUAACUUCUAAGAAAGGGUGGCUCAUCAAAGUUUUUCAAGAUUCAAAUUCCUCCAAAUUUUAUCUCCUUGAUCUAUUCACCAACAAGAAACUCCCAUCUCGGGAUAAAAGUACGCAAAAAGUGGUGAAUUUGAUGAACGUUCAAGCUAUUGAGUUGUUUGAACUAUAUACUUUAUGUGAUAAUGGGUUUCCACAUGUUAGUCUUGGUCGCAAAGUAAUCUUGUUUUCUGUUGAGGGUCGUUGCAUGGUCUUUGCAUUAAUAUGGGGUUGUAAAAGGUUGGAAGUUUCCAUCGGAGAAAAGAAAAUUACAAUAUCAAAGGAUGAUGGUGGAAAAACGUUUGAUGAUAUGAUACGUUACAAGGGACAAAUUUAUGUCGUGGAUAAAACCGGAACCGUUUUUUGGAUCAAUGCUUUGUCCUUGAAGUUGGUUCAGUUUUCACCAAAAAAUUUCAGUUGUGAAAUGAAGCAGAUAUGGAUGAAUUAUGAUGAAAACCAUAAGCAAUUAGUAGAGUGUGAUGGAAAUCUCUAUAUGGUUCAUUUUUAUAUUGAUAUUAGAUUUGGUUACUUUUUGAAGGAUGUUUUUGUGAAAGUUUAUAAGCUUGAUCAAGAAUGGGGUAAAUGGAUAGAUGUAAAAGAUUUGGGUGAUGUUUCAUUUGUUUUGGGUAAAGACUCAAAUUUUGCAUUGUUGGCUCAAGAUUAUCAUGGAUGUGAAAGAAAUUGCAUAUACUUCUAUUUUGAAGACAGGGCUUCUUGUUUCAACUUGGAGAAUUUCGAGUCUAAGCCUGCUAACAUUUUUUGGCCUUGUCCAACUUUGUUCCAUCCUGUGACAAGUUAA
Molecule: messenger RNA, 1071 nt
Organism: Trifolium pratense (red clover)
Lineage: Eukaryota; Viridiplantae; Streptophyta; Magnoliopsida; Fabales; Fabaceae
Product: F-box protein At2g26160-like
Exons: 1
Coding region: 1-1071 (356 amino acids)
Molecular function (GO): protein binding
Source: RefSeq, a predicted model, not a curated record